Molecule: messenger RNA, 3720 nt
Organism: Prinia subflava (tawny-flanked prinia)
Lineage: Eukaryota; Metazoa; Chordata; Aves; Passeriformes; Cisticolidae
Gene: DHCR24
Product: 24-dehydrocholesterol reductase
Exons: 9
Coding region: 97-1674 (525 amino acids)
Biological process (GO): steroid metabolic process
Cellular component (GO): cytoplasm; membrane
Molecular function (GO): Delta24(24-1) sterol reductase activity; FAD binding
Source: RefSeq, a predicted model, not a curated record
GCUCCGGCCAAUGGGGGCGGGGGGGCGUGGCCCGGGCGGCGAGCGCGCGAGCGGCGGGCGCGGCAUGGCGGGGUCCCAUAAGGGAGCGCGGCCGUGAUGGAGCGCGAGCGGGCGGUGGGCGUCAUGUCGGCGCUGUGGUCGGUGGGCGCGGGGCUGCUGCUCCUGCUGCUGUGGGUGCGGCACCGCGGGCUGGAGGCCGUGCUGGUGCACCACCGCUGGGUCUUCGUCUGCUUCUUCCUCAUGCCGCUCUCCAUCCUCUUCGACAUCUACUACCAGCUGCGCGCAUGGGCCGUCUGGCGCCUCCACAGCGCCCCGCGGCAGCACGCCCAGCGCGUCCGGCACAUCCAGGAGCAGGUCCGGGAAUGGAAGAAGGAAGGCAGCAAGAGAUACAUGUGCACGGGCCGGCCUGGCUGGCUGACUGUGUCACUCCGUGUUGGGAAGUACAAGAAGACCCACAAGAACAUCAUGAUCAAUUUAAUGGAUGUCCUGGAAGUGGACAGUGAAAGACAGGUUGUUCGUGUGGAGCCUUUGGUGACCAUGGGCCAGCUGACUGCAUACCUGAAUCCCAUGGGCUGGACCAUUCCUGUGGUACCAGAGCUUGAUGAUCUCACAGUAGGUGGCCUCAUCAUGGGAACUGGCAUUGAGUCUUCAUCCCAUAUCUAUGGACUUUUUCAGCACAUCUGUGUGGCCUAUGAACUUGUUCUUGCUGAUGGAAGCCUUGUGAGAUGUUCACCAACUGAAAACUCAGACCUAUUUUAUGCAGUGCCUUGGUCUUGUGGUACUCUGGGUUUCCUGGUUGCAGCAGAAAUAAAAAUGAUUCCUGCCAAGAAAUAUGUCAAAAUACAUUAUCAGCCAGUGAGAGGACUGCAGAAGAUCUGUGAGAAGUUCACUGAAGAGUCUAAGAAAAAGGAGAAUAGUUUUGUGGAAGGACUUAUGUAUUCCUUGGAUGAAGCAGUCAUCAUGACAGGAGUCUUGACGGAUGAAGCUGAGCAAAGCAAGAUAAACAAAAUUGGCAACUACUACAAGCCGUGGUUCUUUAAGCAUGUGGAGAAGUAUUUGAAAGCUGACAAGACUGGAGUAGAAUACAUUCCUUCCAGACAUUAUUACCACAGACACACUCGCAGUAUCUUCUGGGAGCUCCAAGAUAUCAUUCCUUUUGGCAAUAACCCUGUGUUCCGCUACCUGUUUGGCUGGAUGGUCCCCCCAAAAAUCUCCCUGCUGAAGCUCACCCAGGGAGAAGCCAUUCGGAAGCUGUACGAGCAGCACCACGUCGUGCAGGACAUGCUGGUGCCAAUGAAGAGCCUUGAAAAAUCAAUCCAGACCUUCCACGUUGACCUUAAUGUGUACCCUAUUUGGUUAUGUCCUUUCAUACUGCCCAACAAUCCUGGCAUGGUCCAUCCCAAAGGAAAUGAAACGGAACUCUACGUGGAUAUAGGAGCUUAUGGAGAGCCCAAAAGCAAACAAUUUGAAGCCAGGGCUUCAAUGAGGCAAAUGGAAAAGUUUGUAAGAAGUGUGCACGGUUUCCAGAUGCUGUAUGCAGAUUGUUACAUGACCCGUGAGGAGUUCUGGGAUAUGUUUGAUGGCUCGUUGUACCACAAGCUGAGGGAGGAGAUGAAUUGCAAGGAUGCCUUUCCAGAAGUGUAUGACAAAAUCUGCAAAGCUGCAAGGCACUGAGCCUGGCUGAGCUCACCAAGCAAUCAGGGAAAGAGGAAUUUACCUAUAGCUAGUCAGUAUAUCCUUUAAAAAAAAAGCUUUAUUGCUCUCCAAAUAAGCUCAUUCUUAUUGAUGUUAAAAGGUAUGAAUUCCUGCUUUACACAUUUAUGUUUAGUAUUUCUUCGUAUGUUUUAAAACCAGUUUUCCAGACUCAGAGUGAUUGUUUUUAAGAAAUCUGAAGUGCUAGCCUUUGUAUCUAAUGUAGUGACAUAGGUGAGUUCACCUAUUUCCAAGCAGAAGAAAACUAAUGGGAAUGACUGAAGACACUGGAGUUACCCCAGCUGUGUACCACAGCUGUAUUUAACACAACUUCUGAAGCAGGAAAGAGGGCUCAGAAAUAGGUGCCAAAGCUGAACAUGUUGUCUAAUUAAUCAUGUUGUUAAAAACAUUUGCCUGCAGUCGGUGUCCUGCAGAGCAGCUCUGCAGUGGCUCAUCCACACUCCACCAUCCCCUGGCUGUGUGAUGGUGCUGCUGGGCUGCUCACGUUGUCUUGCACGGUAGCUGAGCUCCCCAGGCGUGGCUUCUGCUGGAAAACUGAGCACUGAGGUGUGAAGAAGAUGCUUUUUACUUGUGCCUAUCAGAUUUGUACUGAUUUUGAUUAUGAAGUGCGAAUGGAUGUAAGUUUUUAGGUGUUUUGUAGUUGGCCAACAGUGCAUUGGUUUUUUUGCCCCAAAGUGUCAAUGUUCUGGCUUUGUAGACCACUGAAAAAAAAAAAUUGCUGCUAUUUCAUAUAGCCAAAUUUUAAUUUCUUUGUGGGUCAGUUUAUUUGAGUUUCUUUUGGGUUUGUGUUUUUUGGGGUUUUUUUGGUUGUGGCUUAAUUUUAGUGCCUUACAAGUACUCAGUUGGAGGAAGAUAUGGCUUGUCUCAGACUGUUCUGUCCUGGCCUGUAGGAGAAGGAAGUCAAGGCUGUGUUUCUAGGAGGUUUGUUAGAGCAAGUGGCUGUAGAUAAGAACUCUUUAUGUGAAUCUUGAUACACACAGGCUUCGGUUCUGACUUGAGUGAUGUUUUUGCUUUUCAUUUUAGCUGGGUUAGGUUGAUAGGCUUUGUAAAAGGACUGUUUCAGUCACCUGGAGGGGAACUAACAGCAAGUACUGUUAGUUCCCUCUUCUGCUGCUCGCAGGUGAAAAUGGCACAGUCGUGGACUUGAUGCAGUUGAGUGUAGAAGUGUGGAAGUGUUCUGACCCUGUAGCCAGAAUCAGGGUUCCAAACCAAGCCUGUGUCUUGUCCAAGCAGUACUGAAAAUUGUUACUUGAAACCUUACUGAGCCUGAGGGAGAAGAAAGUCAUUUUCUUGAGGCUUGUGUAGGGGGUAAAAUGGAGAACUUCUCAAGCAGUUACCAGUGGGAGGUGUAAUUUUAUUAUGCGUGCUAAACCAAUGAUUUUAUUUAUUGAUAGAUGGAUGUUUAAGGUCCAGAUGAAACCAAUGAUAAAGCAGUGGCAGGAAUAAGCAUGGGCUGUAACUCAGUGAUGCACACUGUGUGCAAGUAAGGUACCCCCUCAAAUCCUGUGCAGGGGCAGCAUUCCCUGGGGAGACACAGCCAGUGCAGAGUGUCCUCAGUGCUGCCCGAGCCCUGGAGCUGUGUCAGUGAUCCAGGAGUGCCUGCCACGCCUCCUGGCUGCACCAGGGGUACACAGGAAGGCAAGUGUUGAUUCUCAGGGUGUGACCUGCCUUCCUGCCCCUACGAGGGAGGGGUGAAGCUACAAUUUAGCCCAGUGCUUGUAUGAUAGUCUGCACAGAGCAAGAAUGGUUUGGUUAGCUUUGAAAGGGCAAUGUUAAAACAGCUAGAGGAUAUGCAAAUACUUCUACUUAGGCUGUGUUUCACUUAUGUACUGAUGAUCUUUAGGUAUGCACUGUGUUUGUUUUUUCACUCCUUAAUUUAUUGGCAAAUUUUGAAUGCCGUGAUUGGGUACUGCACUGUAUCAGUCACACACAUCAUUGCUGUUGCUCUUGGUUUUUUGGUUGUAUGGGCUGUUGGAAAUAAAGCUCUGGCCGGCGUACUGUUCCAAA